Anthostomella pinea is the source of this 1935-nucleotide messenger RNA. NCBI's taxonomy places the organism in Eukaryota, Fungi, Ascomycota, Sordariomycetes, Xylariales, Xylariaceae. The record is from the annotation of a GenBank genome assembly.
AUGCCAUCAUACGUCGCUUUCACAGAUGAAGGCGUCCUGAUUGGAGAGGACGCAAAAUCCCAGCUUGCACAGAAUGCAGACAGAACCCUGUUUGGUAUGAAGCGCCUUUUGGGGCGAAGCUGGUCUGAUAGCGAAGUCCAAGCCAACCUCGAUGAUCUCCCAUACAAUGUCGUCAAUCACGAAGACAAGCCUUGUAUCCGAGUCCAAGUCCAGGGAAAGGAGAAGAUCAUAUCUCCUGAAGAAGUCACCAGCAUGUUGAUUGGAAAGCUGAAGAGUACCGCAGAGACCUUCUUGGAUGAGGAAGUCACCCAUGCCGUCGCGGCUGUUCCAGCAUACUUCAACGACUCCCAACGACAGGCACUCAAGGACGCAGGAGAGAUGGCCGGGCUACAGAUUCUUCGUAUCGUCAACGAACCCACUGCGGCAGCGAUAGCUUACGGACUCGACAUGACGAGUGACGACCGGUCCAUUAUCGUCUACGACCUCGGUGGCACUGAACUGGACAUAUCACUACUUACUGUGGAGGACGGCAUCUUCGAGAUACUUGCGACGGGGGGACCCAUCUAUUUGGGUGGUGAUACGAUCAACCAACAAAUAAUUGAAUAUCUACUGAAACAGUUCCACGAGAAGAAUCCCGAUGUCGCAAUUGAUAGCCAGACCAUGGCUAAAAUCGAUGGCGAGGUGGAAAGAGGCAAGAGAGAGCUGUCUUCACGCGAGGUGUACCAAGUGGAGGUCAAGGCUGUUCGUGAAGGGCUAAACUUUUCCCAGACUCUUACCAGGGCAAAGCUCGAGGACCUGAACGCGGCAAUAUUCGAGGCUACGAUUGCACCCCUUCGGGAAAUCUUGGUGGGACCUGUCGAUGACAUCCUUGCUGUUGGCGGUUCUAGCAAUACCCCGAAGGUAGGCGUACUGUUCACCGGACCUCACAUCAGUUCCGGUAUGCUGAUGAUUCUCAAGGUACUUGAACAUGUCGAGCAAUAUUUUGGCCGUCCGGUGUCCAAGGGGGUUCAGCCCUCCGAGGCCACUGUUAUUGGCGCUGCGAUCCAGGCUUCGAUCCUCUCAGUGGAAUAUGAUGAGGGAUGCAUUUUGUAUGUUGAGAUAGCUCAACUUCCUAUUGGAAUCGAGACGACCGGUGGCUUGAUGCGGAGGAUGAUCAUGCGAAACACCAUGCUGCCCACGAGCCCGAGCCAGACGUUCUCCACGACUACCACUAACCAGUCCAGUAUUCUGGUAAAGGUGUACGAAGGAGAGCGGGCAACGACCAAUGACAGCAUCCAGCUCGCCAGUUUUGAGCUCACGGGAAUCCCGCCUGCUCCUGCUGGUGGUCCGGAGAUCCAAGUUAGAUUCAAGCUUGACUUGAAGGGCCUGCUCAAGGUUACAGCACUUGACCUAGCUGCGGGAAAGAAGGAGGGCAUCGACAAUAUCCAAACCUCUUACGGCAGAGGUGACAAGGAAGAAGAUAUCGACAAUAUCUUGCUUUCCGCUGAAGAACACGGGGAAGAGGACCAGGCUCUCUACAGGCACAUGAACGAGCGCAAUCGCCUGGAUACCUACAUUCGUGCUAUCGACGGCUACCUUAAAGAUUAUGAAUGGACACAGUGGCGUGGCAGCGUUGACCAGAGGGAGAGAAUCCUGGAUGCUGUUCGAGAGACGCGCGAAUUGCUUAAGGAAAACUACCACAUUGCACCGACCGAGGCCUUUCUGGAGCGGGAGAAUACACUGCUAAACUUCUUUGGAAACCGUGUACUAGAGGGCUACGUCGAAGCUUGGUCGAUUGACGGCAGGAUCGAGGCUUCGUCAAAGAUUCAACUUGGGGAUCAUGACGAGUUGUGGAUAGUGGUCUCGCAUUUGAGGCGGCUGGAACACUGGAACACCAGGUUCUGGGCUGCAGCCCUACUCUCCAAUCCAGGGCGAGGAAGCAGCAACUCUGUAUAG